Messenger RNA from Symbiodinium natans, 1053 nucleotides. Lineage: Eukaryota; Dinophyceae; Suessiales; Symbiodiniaceae. The record is from the annotation of a GenBank genome assembly.
AUGUCAGCUGUCAGCCAGACUUGUUCCCGAUGCAACGGUCAGGGCCACCGAGCGGCCCAGUGCACGAAGAUGCCGUUCUACCGCACCUGUGAGUAUUGCAAGGCGGUCGGGCAUGCAGCAAAGGCCUGCCCCAUUUUGCAGCGCAAGGCUGCGGAGAAGGCUGAAAAGGAGAAGGCAGCACGGAUGCAGUCCAGUGACGCGUGGAGCGAGUCCGGAAGCACCACGGCUUCAUCCUGGGAUUCUUGGACAUCCGACAAGGGGUGGUGGAAGCCCCGUAGCUCCAAGAAGACCAAAGGCAAGUGGGCGUGGUCGGAAUGGCAGCCGCAGCACUGGGUACUGAGCGAGGGCGAGGAGCGGGAGGCCCGAAAGCUGGAGAAGAAGCUUCGGGAGAUCGCCGCCCUUGAGCAGCUGGUGGAUCAGGGCAGGAUGCUGGAUGUGCUCCAGCUCGAGAAGGUGGAUCGCAAGAGCGAGAUCGAGAGCCACGAGGUUGCCUACGCCACCUGCAGCAUGUUCAGCGCCGACUCGUUCUACCGCACCUGUGAGUAUUGCAAGGUGGUCGGGCAUGCAGCAAAGGCCUGCCCCAUUUUGCUGCGCAAGGCUGCGGAGAAGGCUGAAAAGGAGAAGGCAGCACGGAUGCAGUCCAGUGACGCGUGGAGCGAGUCCGGAAGCACCACGGCUUCAUCCUGGGAUUCUUGGACAUCCGACAAGGGGUGGUGGAAGCCCCGUAGCUCCAAGAAGACCAAAGGCAAGUGGGCGUGGUCGGAAUGGCAGCCGCAGCACUGGGUACUGAGCGAGGGCGAGGGCUCCUGGGGCGACAGGGGCUUCAGCGACUUUCUGGGACAAGGCAACGCCGGACACGCCUGCCGAGCCCGAAAGCUGGAGAAGAAGCUUCGGGAGAUCGCCGCCCUUGAGCAGCUGGUGGAUCAGGGCAGGAUGCUGGAUGUGCUCCAGCUCGAGAAGGUGGAUCGCAAGAGCGAGAUCGAGAGCCACGAGGUCCUGCGCAAGGUGCGCUUAGGAUACAGCCGUGUCGCUCUAUCGGCAGUUGCCGAGUAG